Messenger RNA from Populus trichocarpa (black cottonwood), 1320 nucleotides. Its product is annotated as zinc finger protein 6. Gene Ontology annotation, molecular function: transcription cis-regulatory region binding; DNA-binding transcription factor activity. The transcript has a single exon. Gene Ontology annotation, biological process: trichome morphogenesis; cytokinin-activated signaling pathway; gibberellic acid mediated signaling pathway. Bases 540 to 1172 code for a protein of 210 amino acids. Gene Ontology annotation, cellular component: nucleus. The record is from RefSeq and is a predicted model, not a curated record. Lineage: Eukaryota; Viridiplantae; Streptophyta; Magnoliopsida; Malpighiales; Salicaceae.
GUAUACAUCCAUUCUGCUCUGUAUGAUGAGCAAAAUACACAUGAGCAACAUGGUUUUCUUAGUAUUUACACAUGCUUUUUCCAUACAUUAAGAGGUGGUGUUAGAUUUGUAUGUAUCCAGUCUAGCAUGGUUAAUUAAAUACCCUAAUCAUUUUUUAUAUAUUGGGAUCAGGUACAUGGUCGUUUGUCGAUCAUACGACUGAUGCUGCACUUCAGGGCAAGCUAUAUUAAUAAUCUAUUUAGGGUUAGGUCCUAGUUUUCUUCUUGCUCUGGGGAUUUUCUUGAAUAGCUCUUGCUUUCUCCUCCUCUUGUCCUACCGAUUUUCGCAACCAACUAGAUCUCCCUUUCUUUUCAUGUCUCAACUUCUCGAUCAAAUUCUUUUUCUACAGAUUACAUGAAAGUGGUACUAUAUAUACUGUUUUUUAGCCUUUUAUUUAUCCUUUAUAAGUAGUGCUAACUCACAUGUGUACGCACCCCACCUAGGAUCACUGGUUUCCAUCCUUCAAAUUCUUCUGUCGGCAGCCACCCUCUUUUUCUCUCAUGGAUUUUGGUUGUCAUGCAAAAUCUAAUACCAUCUCCAGCAACAACACAACCCUAAAACUCUUCGGCUUCGACAUUUCGGAGAACAACAACCCUACAGUGCCUUUAGAUUCAAGUAAAUCUCCAUCUGGGUCACAGGAAUCAGAGACUAAUUUCCAAUCUUCCGAAGGUAGAAAAUAUGAGUGUCAAUACUGUUGUCGUGAGUUUGCGAACUCUCAAGCCUUGGGUGGUCACCAAAACGCUCACAAGAAAGAAAGACGGCUUUUGAAACGUGCUCAAAUGCAAGCCACCCGCAGCUUGGCUGCAGCUUCAUAUGUUACCAUACCAAAUUCUAUGUUCUCAACGUUUUCACCACCGCCACCUCACCUCCUUGAUCCAGCGGUGGUUCCGAUGGCGGCGGCGAUGCAAGAACAUGCCCAUUCCUCUCCCUGGUUUUACACGUCCUAUUCGGGACGCAUGCCGCGUGGCGGCCCGUAUCUUAAUGGGCCUGCUUCUUUUCACGGAAGGUGUCUGGACGGAAAGAGUUUGGUUGGCAGUGAGGUUGGGCUUCAUUCUAAAGUUUUUCCGAUGAGUGGAUUCACUAGAGAAGAUGUUGACCAUCAUAAGGGAUUAGGUUUGGAUUUGCAUCUAUAGUAGCAGUCUUGGACAAGACACUCAUCUAGUUUGAGCCUCUCUUGUAAUGAAUUUGUGUUGUGUUAUCCUUAAAAAUAUGGAAAAAAGAAGAAGAAGAAAGCCUUGUACAUUUUCCAACUUUCAGAAUUGAUUGCUACAGUUCUUCACA